GAUCUGUCCAGGCCUUUUCGCUGGGUUAGUGAACAUCUCAUCAUUUCACACGAGCAUUAAAAUGAUGUACUCCUGAGGAGAUAGAAGUCAAGGGAACUUAUGCAGAUCAGUGAUGCAAUUUCCAUGUAACAUGCCUGUUUGAAAAUGACAGAAACAAGUAAAUUGCUGGAUAAAAUGUGCAAUGCAGUGGUCUACAAUGUACGUAGCCCAGCUGAUGGAAAAUUCAGAGAUGUUAAGAUUGUUCAAGAUGGUAACAAAACCUAUGUGAUUGCUGUGAAGGAUAACAAGCAUGUGGCCCAGGCUGAGUCAGGUGGAAUGAAAUCUAUCUGCAUGAAGAAAGAAAAUGAGGAUACUGGUGUGACAAUUUCACAAGGAAGACUAGAACUGAAUGAGAGGACCAGAGACCGAGUAAAGAGGAACUUGGCAAAUAUUGGUGAUGAGUCUGAGGAUGAAGACAUUUACACAUCUUCAUCUGAACUGGCCGAGGUGUUUGGGGUUACUAGUAAACUGCCAGAAACUCAAACUAAGUCAGGCUUGGUACUCUGUCCCAAGUUAUGCUAUCAGAAAGACAAGUGGAUUAAAUCUGCAUCAAAGUCUCCAGAAGUAACAUAUCAGACAAGUGGUUGUAUCAGAAAAGAUGUAAAUGUAAUAGAUGCUAAAACAUCAGUAAAAAGACCUACACUUGGCCGUAAUAUCACGUUCAGUCCAAAUGAUCUGACGGGAACGAACGUGGCUCUUAAUAGAAAACUGUUUGCAAGCCCAUCAUGCGGAAGUGACGCGAGCACUGUCAUAGGAUUUUCCAAUAAAACUCCUGUGUCUUCUGGAUCUCAAAACAAAUGCACCAUUACUCCUGACUUUGUUCGCCAUGCAUACAAAACACCUACUCCUGAAUUGCCAGAAAAACUUGGAGCUGUAAGGAAAAUAUUUGUUGUUCAGGAAAGUCCGUCUUUCCCUAAGUCAAGUACGCCGAAUCAGAAAUGCUCCAGAAAGACUGCAAAUUCCCCUAAAGUGCUGUUAACAUCCGGUAACACAUCAUGCACAACACCUUUAAUUACCUACAGUUCUGUACCAGUGACGAAUAAAGUUGAUACUCUUGGAACUAGCUCCCCUGCGACACAAAUACAUAUUACCAUCCAGGCUAACUCCGACAGUCAAGGCCCUGUGCAGGCCUCCACCAGUCAGAAGGUCACCUCUGACAUUAAAGGUGAGAAGAGUGUGAACCUUGAUGAUUCCCUGACAAAUAUUCAGUGGCUUGGUGGAUUAGCAUCUGAAGGGCUGGUCCCUAAAAGUAAACCAGGAGCUAUUCCAACUGGAAAAGAAAUUGAAAGGGUAAGUCUGGAGUGUGGAAGACACAAAAGACCUGCUUACUCGUACAUGAUGUUGAUCCGUAUGGCCAUGAACAGUCGUGAAGACAAAAAGAUGACACUGCGAGAAAUCUGCAAAUGGAUUGAAGACACAUUCCCAUUUUACAAGUACACCGCAAAACCUGGUUGGAGGAAUUCCAUCCGUCACAAUUUGUCUGUUUAUGACAUAUUCGUCAGAGUUCCUUCUAACCCAAAACAGCACGGUUCCCAUUGGACUGUGAAGGACAGUAAUUCCAAGAAAAUGAAAUACUCCAAAUCCUCCCAGGCUAAAGAUACUCUAGCCUCACAGGAUAACUACAACCAGUCCCUGACUACACAUGUCUUGUCAUCGGUGCCCCUCUUCAAUGCAGCCUCAUUAGGUCUAACUCAGCUGAAUAUUCCUGGGCAAUCAUGUAACCAACCUGCAGCUCAAUCUGGGCACCUCAAGAAAAAGGAAAAGAAAGGUCCUACGCCCAUCCUGCCACGCCCACCUGUGUCGUUACCUUUGAUGAGAAACCCUGGAGGAACUCUUCAGGCCUAUGCACUUAUACCCAUCAGCUCUCUGGGUGGUGCCUUGCCAUCCACUACAUCACAGUUAUCCAUGAUUCCUGGUGCUAAUCAGCCAGUCCCAAUUCCCCAGCCCAUGGAUACAGGUGUGAUACUCAAUCAGGCCCAAGGGUAUCAAGGGAAUGAGCAGCUGUCAAGUGCUGUUAAUACAGGUGUAGUCCCCUGCAGCCCUGAAGUUGUGGCAUCUGAGGAAAGGAAGGUUGACACCUGCAAUGUGAUCAAAGAAGCGUGGAACACAGCAGGCUGUAUGGACGUAGAAACCACACUCCUCCAGGAAUCCACGGGUGAUGAACAGCCCAGCAAGAGAACAAAGGUUAAACCAGGGCUACCUAAACCAAAAAUGUACUCAAAGUCAAAAUCAAAGAGAAAGAAAUCCGGCAAAAGCAACAGAACUGUCCAGAAAAAUAGCACACCUGUGAAGGACAGUGGAAUUAUCACUGAAAGCCAGUUAGACAAUGAUAUAGAGAAUGGAUUACCUACUCCAUUACGGCAACUUCUGGACACACCAGCAGCUGAGCCGACUGCAUCAUCAACACCACUCAAGUCUAUGGCGGACUCUCCCAAGUGGCUGUCACCCAUUGCUGGUCUGACACCUGGCAGACUGGGUGGGCUGUGCAACGGGAGCUUCCUGGACUGUUUACCUGCUAACUUCGACUGUGACUCCCCGACCAUUGUGACUCCCGUGAAGUCACUGGAGGCCUGGUUGAAGAUAGCAAAUGGUCUGCUUGACACUCCGAACGCCUCUCUGUUACAGAUAAACUCUGCCGACCUCUCUCCUCUUCACGGGGGAGGUGACAUUGACUGCCAGACUAAAGACAACCCUCAGAGUAUCAGUCACUUAUUGGCUGAGAUUGACCCAUGUCUUGUAGAUGAGCUGGACAAUUCACAAUUUAAUUUAUCCAGUUUGAACUGGGCUAAUCCCUUUCAAUCCACAUAG
Molecule: messenger RNA, 2847 nt
Organism: Liolophura sinensis
Lineage: Eukaryota; Metazoa; Mollusca; Polyplacophora; Chitonida; Chitonidae
Exons: 8
Coding region: 145-2847 (900 amino acids)
Biological process (GO): G2/M transition of mitotic cell cycle; regulation of DNA-templated transcription
Molecular function (GO): sequence-specific DNA binding; DNA-binding transcription factor activity
Source: RefSeq, a predicted model, not a curated record